AUGUUGCAAGGAAAUGUGGCUAGGCACUGGGGUGCCAAAGGCAAAUGGGAUGCCGAAGGCACAAAGCUUGCAUGUCGCAGGGCGAUGUGCCUAGGGACGGGGGUGCUGAAGGCGAAGGGAUGCCGAAGGCGACACAAAGCUUGCAUGUUGGAAGGCAAUGUGACUAGGCACGGGGGUGCCGAAGGCGAAGGGAUGCCGAAGGCAAUAGAAAGCUUGCGUGUUGCAAGGCAAUGUGGCUAG
This is a messenger RNA of Prunus armeniaca (apricot), 240 nucleotides long. The record is from the annotation of a GenBank genome assembly. Lineage: Eukaryota; Viridiplantae; Streptophyta; Magnoliopsida; Rosales; Rosaceae.